Molecule: messenger RNA, 1194 nt
Organism: Asterias rubens (European starfish)
Lineage: Eukaryota; Metazoa; Echinodermata; Asteroidea; Forcipulatida; Asteriidae
Product: 40S ribosomal protein S4, X isoform-like
Exons: 7
Coding region: 68-850 (260 amino acids)
Biological process (GO): translation
Cellular component (GO): ribosome; cytosolic small ribosomal subunit
Molecular function (GO): RNA binding; structural constituent of ribosome
Source: RefSeq, a predicted model, not a curated record
UUUCCCAUUUAUGGUUACGAGGUGAAAAUUGCAUUGUGGGACGUUCUCUUUCGUUGGAAUUGCCAACAUGGCACGUGGACCCAAGAAGCAUUUGAAGCGCCUUGCGGCACCCAAGCAUUGGAUGCUGGACAAACUUACUGGUGUCUUUGCUCCAAGACCUUCCACCGGCCCCCACAAGCUGCGAGAAUGCCUUCCACUGAUCGUGUUCCUGCGUAACCGUCUGAAGUAUGCCUUGACUUACGACGAGACCAAGAAGGUGACGAUGCAGAGGCUGAUCAAGAUUGACGGCAAGGUACGCACCGACAUCACUUACCCAGCAGGAUUCAUGGAUGUGAUCUCCAUUGAGAAGACUAAUGAGAACUUCCGUCUCAUCUACGACGUGAAGGGACGCUUUGCUGUUCACCGCAUCGGUAAUGAUGAAGCCAAGUACAAGCUGUGCAAAGUGCGCAAGGUUUGGACUGGCCCUAAAGGAAUCCCAUACCUAAGCACCCACGAUGCUCGCACCAUCCGGUACCCUGACCCCCUCUGCUGUACAAAUGACACCGUGAAGGUAGACAUCAAUACGGGACGCAUCACAGACUACAUCAAGUUUGAGACUGGCAACCUGUGCAUGAUCACUGGAGGUCGUAAUUUGGGGCGUGUAGGACUCGUCAUGCAUCGUGAGCGUCACCCAGGAUCCUUCGAUAUUGUCCACGUCAAGGACUCUGCCGGUCACACAUUUGCCACCCGUCUGGCCAAUGUGUUCAUCAUCGGCAAGGGCAACAAGUCUCUGGUCUCACUCCCCAAGGCAAAGGGAAUCCGUCUCUCCAUCGCCGAAGAGCGCGACAAGAGGAUUGCUCAGCGUACCUAGAUAAACCAACAUCGCUCCGUACCGGAGAAACAUAAUCAGACAGUUCUUCUCCAUUCCAAACUAUUUCUAAAUUGACACAGUUGUCAAGUCAUUUGAAAUAAUAUAUUACCUGACAAUUGUCUCUUUUAUUGUAAACUUAUUUGGAUUGGUGUUUGCUCAUCAAUCAUCUGAGACUAACAGAUUUCAAAUUUUUGGGGUGUGAGGAGACGUCUACAGCAAACUAAAUAGAUUGGGCUUCUUAAAAAGUUAGGUGCCAUGUAACAACACAAUAAUUGAAUUCUCCAACAAGUGCCAACAUCGCACAGUGUAAACAUUAAUAAAGCUAUUAUGUGAAAACACAGAAA